AUGGAAGCCCUAGCCGACCAGAUAAAGUCAAUGGCGAAAGAUGUUGGUGAGGCAGAGAAGUCUCACAUCCUCGACACACUCGCGCGUCUCCAACGAGAACUUGACUCGCCAAUGGAUGUCCUGAUGAAGAUAUUCAACGCACAAAUUUCGCUCUCGAUGAUUUAUGUUGCGGUAGACCUUGGUGUCUUCCGGGAGGUGGCCAAUUAUGCUUCGUCCUCUGUCAGUGGAGUUCAGUUGGCCACGAAGGUUAAAGCAUCCCCAGAUCUAGUUGAACGUCUACUUCGAUACCUAGCAUCCACAGGCUUCCUCGACAACCCGGGCUCAGGCCAGUAUCAACCCAACAGAAUCACCCAUUUCCUUGCCAGCCCCCUUGCCGAUGCCGGUGUAGUCCACGCCCUCGACACAUGUGGUCCAGCCAUUCAAGCACUCCCAUCAUUCCUGGCCGAAACUCAGUACCAGGAUAUCAGCGAGAACCUGAACACGCCCUUCCAGAAAGGUCACAAGACCAGCCUUGGAGCGUUUGAAUGGCUGUCUCAGAAGCCAAAGAACUUCCUUGCCCUCCAGGAGAUCAUGACCGCCAUGCAAUCCGCCGCCUGGCUCGACGGCCUCGACGUGCUUGGACAAGCUGCCUUGAACGUCGCUCCUGGGUCCGAGAGACCCUUCUUUGUCGAUGUUGGGGGCGGCCAUGGCCACCAGUGCAAGCAAUUGCUCGACAAACAUCCCAAUCUCCACGGAUCCCUUGUCUUGGAGGAUCUGCCUCAGGUGGCUGAUAAGUUGUCGCCAAUCGAUGGAGUCAAGAUAAUUGGACAAGAUUUCUUCGAGACACAGGCUGUUCGAGGUGCUGCCUUCUAUUAUCUUCGCCGGAUCAUGCACGACUGGCCUGAUGCCGAGUGUCGUACAAUCCUAUCCCGGCUCUCUGAGGCGAUGGCGAGCGAUUCGCUCAUUUUGAUUGACGAGAUUGUCCUUCCCGAAGCGAACGUCCCCUGGCAGGCUGCCAUGCAGGAUGUCUCCAUGAAUAUUCUCUUCGCCGGCAAGGAGAGGACACGCGAUCAAUGGGAGCGGUUGAUCGCCAGUUCCGGACUGACCCAGAAGGACAUUCGAACAUACAAUAUCUCUGCGUGCAGUUCCGUGAUUGUCCUGGGAAAAUGA
This is a messenger RNA of Fonsecaea erecta, 1149 nucleotides long. RefSeq lists its product as hypothetical. The transcript has 5 exons. Gene Ontology annotation, molecular function: O-methyltransferase activity. NCBI's taxonomy places the organism in Eukaryota, Fungi, Ascomycota, Eurotiomycetes, Chaetothyriales, Herpotrichiellaceae. The record is from RefSeq and is a predicted model, not a curated record. Bases 1 to 1149 code for a protein of 382 amino acids.